This is a messenger RNA of Procambarus clarkii (red swamp crayfish), 1401 nucleotides long. RefSeq names its product actin, clone 403. The record is from RefSeq and is a predicted model, not a curated record. Lineage: Eukaryota; Metazoa; Arthropoda; Malacostraca; Decapoda; Cambaridae.
GAGCAAUGAGGAUGGAGAAAGAGUGACGUUUGCAGUCCUCCCCCGCUGGAAAGGUGAGGUUGGUGGUGGAGGAGCAGCGGGCUGCACGAGUCCCUCACUCGCGAUCACCACGAGGACAAGUACAGUUGUGCGCCCGCCCGUCCCCACGAAUAAUUAAAAAUGUGUGACGACGAGGUUGCUGCCCUGGUUGUGGACAAUGGUUCCGGUAUGUGCAAGGCAGGCUUCGCCGGGGACGACGCCCCCCGCGCCGUCUUCCCCUCCAUCGUGGGCCGACCCCGCCAUCAGGGCGUGAUGGUUGGUAUGGGCCAGAAGGACUCUUACGUGGGAGACGAGGCACAGAGCAAGCGUGGUAUUCUUACACUAAAAUAUCCCAUUGAGCACGGUAUCGUCACUAACUGGGAUGACAUGGAAAAGAUCUGGCAUCACACAUUUUACAAUGAGCUGCGUGUGGCCCCAGAGGAGCACCCAGUCCUGCUGACGGAGGCCCCCCUCAACCCAAAGGCCAACCGUGAGAAGAUGACUCAAAUUAUGUUCGAAACUUUCAACACUCCCGCUAUGUACGUAGCUAUCCAGGCCGUGCUCUCCCUGUACGCCUCUGGUCGUACCACCGGUAUUGUCUUGGACUCUGGUGAUGGCGUGUCACACACUGUUCCUAUCUAUGAGGGAUACGCCCUUCCCCAUGCUAUCCUGCGUCUGGACUUGGCCGGUCGUGACCUUACUGACUACCUUAUGAAGAUUCUCACCGAGCGUGGCUACACCUUCACAACUACUGCAGAGCGAGAAAUCGUUCGUGACAUUAAGGAAAAGUUGUGUUACGUUGCCCUAGACUUUGAGCAGGAAAUGACCACUGCCGCCUCAUCCUCUUCACUAGAAAAGUCUUACGAACUUCCUGACGGUCAGGUCAUUACCAUUGGCAACGAGAGGUUCCGUUGCCCCGAGGCACUUUUCCAGCCUUCAUUCCUUGGUAUGGAAUCUUGUGGCAUCCACGAGACUACCUACAACUCCAUCAUGAAGUGUGACGUAGAUAUCCGUAAGGAUCUGUACGCCAACACCGUGCUGUCCGGUGGCACCACCAUGUAUCCAGGCAUUGCAGACAGGAUGCAGAAGGAAAUCACUGCCUUGGCACCAUCCACCAUGAAGAUUAAGAUCAUUGCCCCACCAGAGCGCAAGUACUCUGUAUGGAUUGGCGGUUCCAUCUUGGCUUCCCUUUCUACCUUCCAACAGAUGUGGAUCAGCAAGCAAGAAUAUGAUGAAUCUGGCCCAUCCAUUGUCCACAGGAAGUGCUUCUAAAUUCCUGUCCUUUAUUUAGGUUAAAUGUACAUGAUUUAGGAUAUCAAUUUUUACAUUAUUCCAUUAGGAUAAGGAUUAUGUUUAUUUAAAAGGAAUAAAUUGAUUUCUACU